This is a messenger RNA of Daktulosphaira vitifoliae (grape phylloxera), 1974 nucleotides long. RefSeq names its product acetyl-coenzyme A transporter 1-like. Gene Ontology annotation, molecular function: acetyl-CoA transmembrane transporter activity. Bases 215 to 1783 code for a protein of 522 amino acids. Gene Ontology annotation, cellular component: membrane. NCBI's taxonomy places the organism in Eukaryota, Metazoa, Arthropoda, Insecta, Hemiptera, Phylloxeridae. The transcript has 9 exons. The record is from RefSeq and is a predicted model, not a curated record.
AAAUUUCAUGAAAAAAAUUGUGAUAUAAUUUAUUUUAAUAUUAAGUUGUUAUUAAUUAAUAUGUAGAUCUAAUUAUUUUUCAUUUGAGAAAGUAAAUUACUAUUUCAAAAAGGCUUGUGUUUUUUGAAAUCUUAUGUUAUUUUUAAAAAAUAAUAUAAAUACUUAUGAUUUAUUUUUUCUUUGUAAAUCAAUUUAGUGUUUUCAUUUCUUGAUAAUGACCAAAGUAAAAUCUAGAUCAUCAAUGGCUUUAGAGAAGAAUACAGAUAAUUCUGUAGCGAUAGCUAAGAAAACAGAUUCCAAAACAACUAAAAUUAAACAAAGUAUUGUUGGUGAUCGCUGUAAUAUAACAAUUUUAAUGUUCCUUUACACACUACAAGGUGUUCCACUUGGGCUAUCAGCAGCUAUACCAAUAAUGAUGCAGAAAAAACAUAUUACAUAUAAAGAACAGGCCGAGUUUAGUUUUUCUACAUGGCCAUUUAGUCUAAAACUAUUAUGGGCACCGAUUGUGGAUUCCAUAUUUUGUGCAAAGUUUGGUAGAAGAAAGACUUGGUUGGUACCUGUACAAUAUUUAAUUGGUCUAUUUUUGUUAUUUUUGGGAAUGAAUAUAAAUGAAUGGCUAAUUUUAACUGAAGAUCCAAACACAAUGUUUUUAACACUGAUGUUUUUUUGUUUGAAUUUUCUUGCUGCUACUCAAGAUAUUGCUGUUGAUGGAUGGGCCUUAACAAUGUUAAGAAAAGAAAAUGUAGGGUAUGCGUCAACGUGUAAUAGUGUUGGUCAAACUUUAGGUGUAUUCCUUGGUUAUGUUGUAUUUAUUACUUUAGAGUCUGCUUCAUUUUGUAAUAAAUGGUUGCGAGCUAUUGAAAGUCCUGAAGGCCUCUUAACUUUGCAAGGUUUCCUCUAUUUUUGGGGUUUUGUAUUUUUAUUUGCAACAACACUUGUAGCAAUUUUCAAACAUGAAAAAGAUCAGUCUGUCGAAGCAGAUCAUCAUCAUUUAAAUAUUGUUCAAACAUAUAAACUACUUGGUGAUAUUAUGAGAUUACCGAGUGUUAAAAGUUUGUCAAUAAUUUUAUUGACUGCAAAAGUAGGGUUUAGUGCAGUGGAUGCAGUUUCCAGUUUAAAAAUAAUAGAUAAAGGUGUUCCCAAAGAUGAUUUAGCAAUGAUUGGUUUACUCAUAAUUCCUUUGCAAAUUAUUCUACCUGUAUUAAUUUCCAAGUAUACAUCUGGAUCUAAGCCAAUGAAUGUUUAUUUAAAAUCUAUUCCAUAUAGGUUGACAAUUGGUGUAAUCAUUACCAUUUUAGUUCAUUUUACACCAUCAUUCAUAAAUAACAGUGGUCAUGUAUCUAUGUUUUAUUAUAUGUUAGUAAUGAUUUCAUUUUUCUUACAUCAGUUGACAUUAUAUUCAAUGUUUGUGUCAGUAAUGGCUUUCUUUGCUCGAAUAAGUGAUCCUAAAAUUGGUGGUACCAAUAUGACAUUAUUAAACACGUUAACUAACUUAGGAACAGCAUGGGCAAAUACUGCUGCUUUAUGGAUGACUGAUUUUUUGACAUUUAAACAAUGUUCUACUGACAGUAUGAAUACAUGUUCUACUAGUUCUGAAAAUAGUGCUUGUGAAUCAAAUAAUGGCAAAUGUGAGAUUAAAAUUGAUGGAUUUUAUGUAGAAGCAAUAUUGUGUACAAUACUUGGAAUAUUGUGGUUUUUAUAUUUUUCAAAAAUCAUUAAAAAUUUACAAAAUAAAGAUGUUAAACAUUGGCAUGUAAAUGUUAAAAAAUAUUCAUUGUUGUGAUAAAUGAUAUAUGUAUUAUUUAGUAUUAAUCGUUUUUGUUUUUUCUCUUAAUGCAACAACUUGAUGUAUCUUUUAUUGUAAAAAUAUUUUUUCUUUGUGUAAAUAUAUAAAUUUUUUACUAGGAAAUGUAUUUUUAAAAAAAAAUUGACACUGGAACUAUUUUAAUCUAAUACAAUAUCUAAUAAAAGAUA